Molecule: messenger RNA, 2271 nt
Organism: Scomber scombrus (Atlantic mackerel)
Lineage: Eukaryota; Metazoa; Chordata; Actinopteri; Scombriformes; Scombridae
Product: interferon-induced protein with tetratricopeptide repeats 1-like
Biological process (GO): defense response to virus
Cellular component (GO): cytosol
Molecular function (GO): protein binding
Source: RefSeq, a predicted model, not a curated record
AUGAACUUAUUCUUAAGUGAUGCUCAGAGUCAGUCAACACUGGAGGCCAAACUGAAGGCCCUGCACUGCCACUUCACCUGGGACAUCGACACCAGAAGGGCCGAGCUUUUCCGUCUCAGGGACAAACUGGAGGACAUCGGCACCGAUGAUGGAAACAGCUGGCUGGGUCACAUUUACAACCUGCAGGGAUACAUUCAAUACCAGCUGGGCUUGACUGAUGACGCCCGGUGUUUCCUCAACAAGGCCACAGAGGCCUUCCGCCAGUCAAGAAACCCCGUCUUAGAUGAAGGUCCCUGGUUGGUGGUGAACUACGGGAACCUGGCUUGGCUGCACCACCAGCUGGGAGAACAAGCAGAGAGUCAGACUUACCUGUCAAAGGUCGACACCCUGCUAAAAAAAUACCCAUCUCCAUCCCACGAUGAGCUCCAUCCAGAGAUCUACGCUGAAAAAGCCUGGACCCUGAUGAAGUUCGGCAAAGACAAAAAGGUGCUGGUCAUAGAUUACUUCCAAAGAGCCAUUAGGAUGCAGCCGGACAUAGUGGAAUGGAACACCAGCUAUGUGAUUGCAUUAGUGAAUCCUUAUAAGUACAGCGCCGAAUCAGUGGAGGGAGACAUCACUGGGAAAAUGGGAAUGGCCAAGGAACAUGAUGCAAAGAAUUUGUACCUUGCUGUUCUCGAACUCGAGCAGCGUGCUAAGAAAGGAGAAAGAAUUGAAGAUGAAGCACGUGAGUUAGCCAGAAAGGUUUUGGAGAAUCCUGUCAGCAGCUACAGUGGUAUGAAAAAGUUAUUGUGGAUUUACAGUAAACACAUAUCUCUUGAUAGAGCUAUUGAUUUGGCAGAGAAGGCUCUGGAAAAACAUCCACAUGUACGUUACCUGAAGUGGUGUGCUGCUCUCUGCUAUGAAUGGAGGAUCCUCUCCCAAAAUCCUGUGGAGCAAAGCAAGAUGGACAGAGCGGUAAGAAUAGCUGCUGCUCAGAGUCAGUCAACACUGGAGGACAAACUGAAGGCCCUGCAGUGCCACUUCACCUGGGACAUCGACCCCAGCAGGUCCAAACUUCGUAUCAAGGACAAACUGGAGGACAUCGGCACCGAUGAUGGGAACAGCUGGCUGGGUCACAUUUACAACCUGCAGGGAUACAUUCAAUACCAGCUGGGCUUCACUGAAGAGGCUCGACAUUUCAUCAGUGAAGUCGCAGAGGCCUUCCGCCAGUCAAGAAACACUGUCUCCGAUGAAGGUCCCUGGUUGGUGGUGAACUACGGGAACCUGGCUUGGCUGCACCACCAGCUGGGAGAAGAAGCAGAGAGUGAGACUUACCUGUCAAAGGUCGACAACCUUCUGAAAGAAUACCCAUCUCCAUCCCUGGAUGAGCUCCAUCCAGAGGUCUACGCUGAAAAAGCCUGGACCCUGAUGAAGUUCGGCAAAGACAAAAAGCUACUGGCUGCAGGUUACUUCCAGAGAGCCAUCAGGAUGCAGCCAGACAUGGUGGAGUGGAACACCAGCUAUAUGAUAGCGUUAGUGAAUGCUGUAAAGUGCUUUGAAGACACACCACUGGAAGAAGAGAUCCUGGAGAAAAUAGAAAUGGCCAAGGAACAAGAUCCAGAGAAUAUGUAUCUUGCUAUUUUCGACCUUGAGCAGCGUGCUAGGAAAGGAGAAAGAAUUGAAGAUGAAGUACGCGAGUUAGCCAGAAAGGUUUUGGAGAAUCCUGUCAGCAGCUACAGUGGUAUGAAAGCGUUGUUAUGGGUUUACAAAAAAUAUGUAUCUGUUGAUGAAGCUAUUGAUUUGGCAGAGGAGGCUCUGGAGAAACAUCCAGAUGAACAUUUCCUGAAGAGAUGUGCUGCUCUCUGCUACAAAUGGAGGAUCCUUUCACAUGAACCCCUGAAGCAAAGCAAGAUACAGAGAGCAGUCCAUCUCCACAAAGAAGUGAUUGCUCUUUAUCCUGAUGGCUCACUUUUGAAUUAACUGAAUCUUGCACUGAUAUACGCGAAGUCAUAUCACGGCCUGGCUGAAGCUGAGCAGAUUUACCAGGAACAACUAGAGAAGGAUCUGGAACCUGUGGAGAAACAGAUGCUGUACCACUACUACGCAAAACACUUAAUGUGUGAUCGACGAGAUUAUCACAGGGCGAUAGAAUAUCACAUGAAGGCAGCAGAGAUGCCAGAAGAAACCAACUUUAAAGAGAACAGCAUCACAUUCCUACAGAGCAUUGUAGACGGAAACAGGAGACCAAGAUGUAGAGAAAUAGAGGAGUUCCUGUCCAAGCUGGAAGUCUAG